UCCACACAGCAAAGACAGUCAGAACAAAGGAUAAAAUAUAAAAGGAAUAAAUAACAAGUAACUUUAUCAGCAAAAUAACAAAAACAAACAAAAAAUCCCAGAUAAUAAUAUAGAAAAAAAGAACAUUAAGACAAUACAACUUCACAAUCCAACCUCAUACCCAAAUGAAAACCAAACUAACGCCACCACUUGUCCCACGCAGGUACAGGCACACGCGCAUAAGCAGUAAAAAAUUCCGGAAACGCGUCGUCCAGAAAAGCGGCGAAUGUAAUGUCACGCCUUCGAACGUGGCCAAGCGCAGGAGACGCUACUUGCAGGAUAUUUUCACUACGCUCGUCGAUGUGCAGUGGCGGUGGACCCUGCUGGUGUUCGCAAUGUCCUUCAUGAUGUCGUGGCUUGUCUUCGCCGUCAUCUGGUACAUCAUCGCCUACACACACGGAGACCUCGAGGAAGCGAAUCAGAGUGACAAAGGCUGGACCCCCUGCGUGGUAAACAUCUACAGCUUCACGUCCUGCUUCCUGUUCAGCGUCGAGACCCAGCACACCAUCGGCUACGGGUCGCGGCACACCACAGAAUACUGCCCCGAGGCCAUCAUCAUCAUGUGUGUGCAGAGCAUCACGGGGGUCAUGAUACAGGCCUUCAUGGUGGGCAUCGUGUUCGCCAAGCUGUCGCGGCCGAAGAAGCGCACGCAGACGCUGCUCUUCUCCCGCAACGCGUGCCUGUGCCUCCGCGACGGCGAGAUGUGCCUGCUGUUCCGCGUGGGCGACAUGCGGAAGUCGCACAUCAUCGAGGCGCACGUGCGGGCGCAGCUGAUCCGCAAGCGGGUGACGCGGGAGGGCGAGGUGCUGCCCUUCUUCCAGUACGAGCUCGACGUGGGCUACGACAUCGGCGAGGACCGCAUCUUCUUCAUCUGGCCCAUGACCAUCGUGCACAAGAUCAACGAGAACCGCUCUCCGGCGGCGCACGACCUGCUCAGGGAGAAGUUCGAGAUCGUCGUCAUUCUGGAGGGCGUCAUCGAGUCCACAGGAAUGACGACCCAAGCGAGGUCCUCCUACCUGCCCAACGAGAUCCUGUGGGGAUACAGGUUCGAGCCGUUGGUCACCUUCAACAAGAACACGGGCCAGUACGCUGUGGAUUAUUCCCUCUUCAACAACACUUACCAGGUCAACACGCCGCUCUAUUCCGCAAGGGAGCUCGACAGAUUAAACAGCCAAGAAUCUUCACCAGAACGCGAUGGUGAAGACUCGGACUCAACCACACCACAACAGCAUGAGACCAGUUCGCAAGUUACGCCUCUCACCCCGCUGACGCCCAUGUCCCCCCUGACGCCCAUGACGCCCACCUCCUCGACGGGAAAUGUGGGCGGGACGUGCACCCUCGACAUGCACGGGUGCGGCCACGACACCCCCGGAGAGACCCCCUCCUCCCAGCCUCUACUGCAGGACCACAGUCACGUCUAGCAGAUGGCCCCGGGUGCCAUGGGGUGCCCAUGUCCGUGCCUUACUGGGAUGGAGAACUCCCUCCGCGCGCGGGGGUGCCGCGCCUCGGCCCACCCGUGCCCUUGCAGAAGUGAGCGCCGCGCCAUCCCCAGCUGCACUCUGUCCCAUACCACGCAGACUUGUCCCCCUAAACUUGCUGUCUCCUCGACCUGCGCCGCCAGACAGGUGCCUCUUAAGCAGGCUCAGCCUGGCCGGCCGCUCGGGCUGGCCGCCGGCCCUGUCCUACCCAGCUCCCACCUCCUCGACCACCUCGGGCUGAAACCUCCUCGCGUGGAAAUCAUGCCGUCGCCGACCAUCCAGGCUUCCAGGUCAUCCCUCUCGCUGUCUUCCAGGUCACCCAUGGACUCAGGACCCCAGCAAGAACUCAGCCGGAAGAGGUCUGCCUUGCCUUGGCCACGCAAAGGCCAGUCCUGGUCCCUCCCGAAGGCACCGAAGAGGCUAGGACGAUUCUCUAGUCGACGGAACCGAUCCAUGAACUGUCCGCCUCCGUCUAGUUCAUCCACUCUCCACCCACCCGCCCGCGCCUCCCUCCACCCUCCUUCCCGCUCCUCCAGCCUUCGGCCGCCCGCUCGUGCCUCGGCGAGUCACCCUCACGCCCACAUCUCGACCCUCCACCCCCUCGUACGGGCGUCCACCCUUCAUCCCUACAGCCGCACCUCCAGCAGCCAUCCAGACUUCCGCGAGUUUUACUUCUGAGAGUGAGCGCGCACCUCCUACCGGGCGCGACGACUAGCCAGUGGCCGCGCGCCCUCUGCCCCCUGCUGCGGGUGAAUGUUGCUCUACAUGUGUCUUAUACGCAGAUGGUUGUGAUUAGUGAUGAAUUUCAGAGCGAUAUUUCCUCUCAAGAUUUUUUUCUCUUUUUUCAUCGUCCCAGAUGGUCUGUCAUUUGGAUUACAAAUGCUCAACUUGAAAAUGAUGUACAUCACUGGAUGCGCGUGAACAUAGUGCAGCGAUGUACAUGGUGGCAAUAAAACAGUGUGAUGCAAGGAUAAUGGCCAUUAAAUCGAGGUUCAGGAAUGAAGAGGCCAUGAAGUGUGUACAGGGUGUCCAUUAUGGUACAGGGAUCCAAGAUCAAAACCCACAAUCUAACAAAUAUUUGCUUCAAAUCUCUCUCUCUCUCUCUCUCUCUCUCUCUCUCUCUCUCUCUCUCUCUCUCUCUCUCUCUCUCUCUCUCUCUCUCUCUCUCUCUCUCUCUCUCAGUCAGUCAGUCUCUAAAAGACACUGCGCACACCUCUGAUCCCCGACAUCCCCUUUCCUGAAAAUGUUCACAAGCAGCGCCGAGACAGCGAAGCCAGGAAGCCAGAAGAAACUUUAAUCAGAACUGGUAAUCUUCGAACGUGUUUUUUUUUAGUGUGUCGGCAACUGAUACACGGGAAUGGACGUCUCACUGCUCGGGGAAAUAUAUAUACAUGUAUAUGAAUAUAUAAAUGGCUCCAAGACAGACAUGUAAAGUGGUUGUUAUACUAGGAAAUAAGUAGAUGGUGCUAUUUAUUCUACUUUUUUGAGUUAGAAAAUACCUGUACAGUAUUUCACAGUAGUUUUAAGUCACGUAAAAUAAGGGGUGACUUAGAAAUAAGUUAGCCUGUUUGUGAUAUAGAAAGACGACUUGUACCCAGUGCCCAAGCAUUCCCUUCUCGGGCUCGG
This is a messenger RNA of Penaeus vannamei (Pacific white shrimp), 3143 nucleotides long. Lineage: Eukaryota; Metazoa; Arthropoda; Malacostraca; Decapoda; Penaeidae. The record is from RefSeq and is a predicted model, not a curated record.